AUGGCUGUCGGAUCCUUUGCGGCAGCCCUCGUUGACGAAUCUCGAUACGCGUUGAUCUUGUCUUAUGGCGGUGUCGCGUUGUUGGCUACGGUCUUCUAUGACUACUCUCUCCAUGCAUCUCUGAGCUAUGGGACACAGUGGCUCAUAUUGGGGAGGAGUACUAUCAUCCCUGUUGACGACAGCAUGAUAGAGCAGGAAGUUCACAUGAGGUAUCUUGGGGUUAUGUUCGCUUUGUGUAAGAGGCUCUUCAUCACAACGAUGGCCACGAAAGCCAUCCUCUUACUAUUGGUGCAGGGACUUAUGGCACACCGAGUUCAUGUGCUAUAUCGGCCCGCCAGGACGAUUUCGACGUUGUUGGUUGUGCUGUUCGUCGCUUCGCAAGUUAGCGCACUUGCAAGUCUCACGUUCAUCACGGAGCAGGAGACGAGAGCGGAUUUAUUCGUCGGCAAAGCAUACUGUCCUGUACCGCAGUACAAGCUCUCCCGGGAAGAUGAGUGGAUGAGUGCACUCAACGUGUCGGUCCCAAUCUUCUUUGAGAUCGUACUUUGCAUUCUCGCGCUUUAUCGCUGGUUUACUCGGCUCCGGUCAGCGCGGCGACAAUCAAGGCAAAGGCUGGUGUAUGACCUCCUGGCGACGUUGCUCCGGGACAACAUCGUUUACUUUGUCAUCGCCCUGAUUUGCUUGUGCAUUUCGUCCAAGUGGGCAAUGCCCAAGAGUGAGGUCGGGGCACUUAAUGCGGCGGCCGCGUGGUAUAUCAACUUUCUCUACGCAGGCCAGGUGGUCAUGUUCUCGUUGUGUGGCCCUCGCAUGAUUUUGAACAUCCGCCAGUUCUGCAUUGAGGACAGUGGAGUUGUGAGGAACACGACGGAGGAGUCAUAUGACCGCCAGCUUACUACAGUAGUUCUAGAUUUCUUGAGUGGUAGCACUCGCAUUGGUGGAGCAUAG
Molecule: messenger RNA, 945 nt
Organism: Coniophora puteana RWD-64-598 SS2
Lineage: Eukaryota; Fungi; Basidiomycota; Agaricomycetes; Boletales; Coniophoraceae
Exons: 11
Coding region: 1-945 (314 amino acids)
Source: RefSeq, a predicted model, not a curated record